Molecule: messenger RNA, 5106 nt
Organism: Erpetoichthys calabaricus (reedfish)
Lineage: Eukaryota; Metazoa; Chordata; Cladistia; Polypteriformes; Polypteridae
Gene: ptch2
Product: patched 2
Exons: 22
Coding region: 447-4916 (1489 amino acids)
Biological process (GO): smoothened signaling pathway
Cellular component (GO): plasma membrane
Molecular function (GO): smoothened binding; hedgehog family protein binding; hedgehog receptor activity
Source: RefSeq, a predicted model, not a curated record
CUCCACUUUUGUGAGCUGUUGCUUAGCAGCUAAUAAUAGGAGAUGUUUGCAAAGUAAUUUGCCUCUUCCUUGGCCAAUGAGAACCAGAGCACUUUUCCAUCAAACCUCCCUUUUCAGGAUUUGCAAAGGGGCUCCCUUCUCCAAAUGUUACUGCAACAGGAUAAGAAGCAGAGCUAACGUUGAGCUCCAGUUUAACUCGGUUUUGUUUUUGUAUCUUCAUUUUACAAGUCGGACGAAUGAAUACUAUCGGAUCCGCCAGGAUUUGGGCACAUAAUGUUGGGAUGGAGUUGCGAGACUUUGGCUCAAGGAAAGAGUAGAAGAUUCCCCGCAAACUUUGACCCCGUGGAUGCGCUUCUUCUCUUCAUUGGAUUAUUGUUGCUUCUGCUGAAACUCGUGCCGAUUUUUCUUCUUCUUAUCGCCGUGUGCUUCGUGUUCUUGCGUGGACUAUGGCCUCGGAUCAUAGAGUCCCAGAGGCCGGUAUUUUUGGAGAUUUGCCCCCGACUUACACACGCUCUCCCCCGGCCGCGACCUCGGAUCUGCUCCGGAGACCCAGCUACUGCCAUGCUGCUUUUGCGUUAAAACAGAUUUCCAAGGUGACCAAAGACAUUUUCUCAACUUUUUUUCGGCCUCCUGCUUGUGGGCGCGCGCGCGCUAGCCCGCACGCCUGGCGGGCCUCUCGCCUCUUCGGUUGUCCUUUCGUGACCGGCACGUGUUCCUACUGUAACGCGCUCUUGUUGUUUCUCCGCAGGGCAAGGCGGGUGGGACAGAAGGCCCCGUUGUGGCUCCGGGCGCGGUUCCAGGCCCUGCUCUUCUCCCUGGGCUGUCACAUCCAGCGCCACUGCGGAAAGGUCCUCUCAUUGGGCUCCUGGUUUUCGGGGGCCCUGGCGGUCGGAUUGCGAGUUGCUGCGAUUGAGACGGACAUCGAACAGCUAUGGGUGGAAGCUGGAAGCCGAGUAAGUCAAGAGCUAAGAUACACCAAGGAAAAACAAGGAGAAGACACUAUUUUUACAUCACAGAUGCUCAUUCAGACCAACAGAAAAGAAGGUGCCACAGUCCUCACACAGGAGGCUUUGUUACAGCACCUUGAGGCAGCACUGGCAGCCAGCAAGGUGCAGGUGUCUUUGUACGGAAAAUCAUGGGACUUGAACAAGAUCUGCUACAAAUCAGGUGUCCCUAUCAUUGAGAACGGAAUGAUUGAGAGGAUGAUUGAUAAACUUUUUCCAUGCAUGAUUGUGACCCCUUUAGACUGUUUCUGGGAAGGCUCCAAACUCCAGGGUGGUUCUGCCUAUCUACCGGGAAAGCAAGAUAUCCAAUGGAUGAAUCUGGACCCAGUGCAGUUAAUGGAAGAACUGGGUCAGUUUACAUCUCUUGAAGGUUUCCGUGAAAUGCUUGAAAAGGCCCAAGUUGGUCACGCCUAUAUGGACCGCCCUUGUUUGGAUCCAUUUGAUCCUGAUUGCCCAAGCAGUGCUCCCAACAAAGCUUUGCAUAAAACACCAGAUAUUCCACUGGAACUGCAUGGUGGCUGUCAUGGCUUCUCCAAAAAGUUCAUGCAUUGGCAGGAAGAACUGAUUCUAGGAGGUGUUUCUAAGGACUCCCAGAAUAAUCUGUUAAGUGCUGAAGCCCUCCAGACCAUGUAUCUACUUAUGAGCCCAAAGCAGCUUUAUGAACACUUUAAAGAUGACUAUGAAAUUCAUGACAUCAACUGGAAUGAAGAAAAAGCCACUGCAAUCUUGGAGUCUUGGCAAAGAAAAUUUGUUGAGGUAGCUCAUCAGAGUAUUUCCCAAAAUACUUCACAGAGCAUACAUGCUUUCUCUACCACUACUCUCAACGACAUUAUGAAAUCUUUUUCUGAUGUAAGUGUGAUCCGAGUAGCAGGAGGUUAUUUACUUAUGCUAGCAUAUGCAUGUGUGACCAUGUUACGAUGGGACUGUGCCAAGUCUCAAGGAGCUGUGGGCCUAGCAGGUGUCCUGUUAGUUGCUUUGUCUGUAGCAUCUGGAUUGGGAUUAUGCUCUCUCUUAGGGAUUUCCUUUAAUGCCGCCACAACUCAGGUGCUCCCGUUUCUUGCUUUGGGCAUUGGAGUGGACGAUAUGUUCCUUUUGGCUCAUGCAUUCACUGAAACUGGUUAUAACAUCCCUUUCAAGGAAAGGACUGGAGAAUGUCUUCGUCGCACUGGGACAAGUGUGGCACUUACGUCAAUUAAUAACAUGAUUGCCUUUUUCAUGGCUGCACUGGUACCCAUCCCUGCCCUGCGUGCUUUCUCCUUGCAGGCUGCCAUAGUUGUAGUCUUUAACUUUGCAAUGGUUCUACUCAUAUUCCCAGCUAUAUUGAGCUUGGACCUGCGUAGGCGUGAAGAUAAGAGACUGGAUAUUUUGUGUUGUUUUUACAGUCCUUGCUCAAAUCGUGUCAUCCAGAUACAACCUCAAGAGUUUGCUGAUGCCAAUGAUAAUCACACGUACUCACAGCAGUCUUACAGAGGCCCCACCAUUACAACCAGCACCCAGAUUACAACUACAGUCCAAGCCUUCACACAGUGUGAUGCCUCAGGACAGCACAUAGUAACUAUCCUGCCACCAACAUCCCAGAUCUCUACCAGUCCAUCUGUGCUUGUCUCUUCCAAUUCUGACACUUAUGACUCUCAGCUCUUCAUGGCUUCAAGCUCCACUCGUGAUUUAUUGGCACAUAUUGAUGAAUCCAAAAGCAGACGAGAGUGUGUUCCUUUGCCGUUCUUUCGAUGGAACCUUUCCGACUUUGCUCGUGACAAAUAUGCUCCUUUGCUACUGAAACCCAAAACAAAGGUGACUGUAUUAGUAAUGUUCAUGGUGCUUCUUGGGAUUAGUCUUUAUGGAACCACAAUGGUCCAUGAUGGCCUUUAUUUAACUGAUAUUGUCCCUCGUGAAACUAAGGAAUAUGACUUUAUCUCGGCGCAGUUCAAGUACUUCUCCUUCUACAACAUUUACCUAGUAACAAUGGGUGGAUUUGACUAUGCCCGCUCCCAGAGACAGCUCCUUCAGUUGCACAAUAGUUUUAAUUCUGUGAAGUAUGUGGUGCGGGAUGAAAACCAGAAGCUGCCUCGGAUGUGGCUGCACUAUUUUCUUGACUGGUUACAAGGUCUUCAAACAGCAUUUGAUUCAGACUGGGCAGCUGGCAGAAUUACACGUGAAAACUAUCGUAAUGGCACUGAAGAUGGAGUGUUAGCGUACAAGCUGCUAAUUCAGACUGGCUCAAAGAAGGAACCUUUUAACUAUAGUCAGCUUACCACAAGAAAACUUAUAGAUGAAGAGGGCAUGAUCAACCCUGAAACUUUCUACAUCUAUCUAACAGUAUGGGUUAGCAAUGAUCCCCUAGGCUAUGCAGCUUCUCAGGCAAACUUUGAACCACAUCCUCCUGAAUGGAUUCAUGACAAGUAUGACACGACCGGGGAGAAUCUGCGCAUCCCUGCUGCAGAACCUCUUGAGUUUGCUCAGUUUCCCUUCUAUGUAAAUGGCCUUCGGCAGACAACAGACUUUAUAGAAGCCAUUGAAAGUGUGCGCUCAAUCUGUGAUGAGUUUUCCAAAAAAGGAAUCCGCAACUAUCCUAGUGGCUACCCAUUCCUCUUCUGGGAACAGUAUAUUGGUCUACGGCACUGGUUCCUGCUGUCCAUCAGUGUCGUACUUGCCUGUACGUUUUUCGUCUGUGCUAUGCUUUUGCUGAAUCCCUGGACUGCUGGUAUUAUUGUCUUCAUUUUGGCUAUGAUGACAAUUGAGCUUUUUGGAAUUAUGGGAUUGAUUGGAAUCAAGCUAAGUGCAAUCCCUGUGGUGAUUCUGAUAGCAUCUGUAGGGAUUGGCGUGGAAUUUACAGUCCAUGUGGCACUAGGCUUUUUGACAGCAAUUGGAAAUCGAAACCUCCGAUCCAUAAUAGCUCUAGAACAUAUGUUUGCCCCUGUAAUGGAUGGUGCCAUCUCAACUUUGCUAGGUGUGCUGAUGCUGGCAGGGUCUGAGUUUGACUUCAUCAUGAGAUAUUUCUUUGCAGUCUUGACCAUAUUGACUCUGCUUGGUCUCCUAAAUGGAUUGGUCUUGCUACCUGUGCUCCUAUCUCUGCUUGGUCCACCAGCAGAGGUCACGCCUAUGGACUCUGCCAAUCACUUGCCCACACCCUCUGCAGAACAAAUCCCACCACCACCCAUGAAUGAACAUGAGCUGUACUCCAGAUGUUACCCAUCAAGGAGACAUGAGCAUGCGUUCUCUGAAACUUCGGAAUCUGAAUAUUACUCUGAAACCACUACUGCAUCCAGGCUAGGAGAUGAAGAGUACCAUUACUGGGACCAAAAUGCAUAUAUAAUCCCACCUACUAAUGCACCUCCCUCCCAUAUUCUUCUGGAGGCCAGCAAGAACCCAAGCUUCCCCAAACUCACGGUUGUGAAACCAUACAAGGAGGGGAAAGAAAUCCCUACCACGAAAGGACAUUUAAAUGCACCAGUGCAGACCACUGUGAGCUCUGUCAGUUCGCAGAUUUCAAGACAGGACAAGAAGCUGGACUUCCACCAUGACCAGGGGCCCCAGAGGCAACAUCUAUCCUCAGACAGACCCCAAGGCCCUGGAAGGACUAAUUAUUCCAGUUCUAGUUCUCACAACAAUAGCAAGCUACACCACCCCAGGACUACACUGCCUGCAUAUAGCACGGCUACCCGAAUAUCUGGGCCUAACAGUUCUGUUACCACAGUGACUGCCACCGCCUCAGUGACUGUAGCCGUGCACCCCAGCCUGCCGGGGACAUUCACGGGCUACACACAUGAGGGGUUUGAGGACAGUGAGUCAGACUGCAUGGAAGAGCCCCUUCCACCUUCAUAUGUAGUUUCAGCAGCCAACAAGGUGGAUGUCUCAGAGAGUCAGGACCUGGAGUGUGACAGAAGAAACAGAGAGACCUUAAACCAGCAUUAGGUGUUGCUGUAAAACUGGCGGCCAAAGAAGCCACAAUCGUUGGUGUGAAACGCAUCGCCAACUGCUUUCUGGACACACUGGCCUUCAGAUCUGCUCUAUAAACUGUAAAUGUCCCUCAGAAAGACAAGAGAAUUUAUUUUAAAAUGGGAAAAGCUCCUGUUCAGAGAUAUAAAUAUAUAUAUAUGCAUAU